CGUGUUGGAAAGGCAAAAGUUUUACGUAAUUAUCUUGUGUAACCGCCGGUGAAAGAGACACGGGACACCGCUCUUGCAGUGUUGCAUUCGACAUCGACGCGGUCGGUUGCGUGCGGUCCGACUACACGCCGAUCUCUCAGUGAAUUCGUAAGCUAGAUUAUUGGAAGUGGAUAGUGCAACGAAAACAAGACAAGUGUACGAAAACUGUUGAAUUAUUAUGUGAAUAAAGACAGUGUUAUGAACAUGGCGAAUAAUUGGAACAUGAUAGAUCUGGCUCCGCUGAGCUGCAGGUGGUUUGACAGGCUCCGGCGUUGCGGGAAGACGCUGCUGCGGCGCCAGAGACGCCUGCUGAAAAGGAUUAAACGGGUGUACCUACACAGUUGGCGCUCAGAAGAGCUGAACAUGUUGGUGGGUGCCAAAGUGGGGGGUGCUACGCCCCUCGUGAUCGCGUGUCGCAAUGGCCACUACGACGUCGCCGAGUACCUAAUAGAGAGGUGCAAGGCGGAUAUUGAACAGCCCGGUUCAGUAACAUUCGACGGAGAGACGAUCGAGGGCGCGCCGCCGCUGUGGUGCGCGGCGGCGGCCGGCCACCUGCCGCUCGUGCGGCUGCUGGUGCGCGCUGGCGCCAACGUCAACUCCACGACGCGCACGCACAGCACGCCGCUGCGCGCCGCGUGCUUCGACGGCCACUACGAUAUUGUUAAGUUCCUAGUCGAGAAUGGGGCCGACAUAGAAAUAGCGAACCGGCACGGGCACACGUGCCUCAUGAUCGCGUGCUACAAGGGCCACAUACGGAUCGCGAAGUACCUGCUGUCAUUGAACGCUGACGUCAACAGGAAGAGCGUGAAGGGCAACACGGCGCUGCACGAUUGCGCCGAGAGCGGCUCGCUGCACAUACUCAAAAUGCUGCUGGGACACGGGGCCACUAUGGACGUGGAUUCCUACGGCAUGACACCCCUCCUGGCCGCAUCGGUGACGGGGCACACGCACAUAGUGGAGCACCUGAUCAACGGCGAGACGGGGCUGGUGUCGCGCCAGCAGCGCAUCGACGCGCUCGAGCUGCUCGGCGCCACGUACGUGGACAAGCGGCGCGACAUGGUCGGCGCGCUCGCGCUCUGGAAGCGGGCCAUGGACGACCGGUUUCCAACAGACGGCAGCGACCCCAUCCCCAAGCCCAAGGACAUCCCGCGCAUAGAGGCGUACGACUACGCGGUGGAGCCGAGCAACGCGCAGCAGCUGGAGGAGCUGCUGGCCGACCCCGACGCGAUGCGGAUGCAGGCGCUCGUCAUUAGGGAACGGAUUUUGGGGCAAGCGCACCCGGACACGUCGUACUACGUGCGCUACCGCGGCGCGGUGUACGCGGACGCGGGCCGCUUCGCGCGCUGCCGCCAGCUGUGGCACCACGCGCUCGACAUGCAGCGCGCCGUGCUGCCCGCGCUGUCGCCGCUCACGCAGUCCAGCCUCUACAGCUUCGCCGAGCUCUUCUCCUACAUGCUGGCCGAGCGCGCGCGCCCGCCGCUCCGGGGUCGCAUCGUUCCACCCGUGACGUUCGAGGACAUCGAGCCGGUGUUCCGCAAGGCGCUGUCCGAGGUGGAGCGCGGCGUGGCGGCGGCGCGGGGCGGCGCGGGGGCGGGGGCGGGGGCGGGGGGCGGCGCGGGGGCGGGGGCGGGGGCGGGGGCCGACCGCGACGCGACGCUCGGCACGCUGCAGCGCGUCGUCGUCAUCGCGCUGCACUUGGCGGCGCUGCUGGCGCGCCUGCUGGACGAGCCCGAGUGCGCGCCGCAGCUCGUGCGCGACGUGCACACCGCGGUCUACUCGCUGGUCAAGCUCGACAUUAAGGUGCGGCAGGGGCGGUCGGCGCUGCACGUGGUGUGCUCGGCGGAGGUGUCGCGGCGCGCGGGCGCGGGGCCGUGGUUCGAGGGCGGCGCGGCCGGCGCGUGCAGCCCCGCGCUCGUCGCGCUCAUGCUGCGCCUGGGCGCGCCGCCCGACGCGCGCGACGCCGACGGCAACACGCCGCUGCACCUCGUGUGCAAGGUAAAGGCUAUUUAUGGCACUUGA
This is a messenger RNA of Zerene cesonia (dogface butterfly), 2058 nucleotides long. Its product is annotated as protein fem-1 homolog CG6966. The coding region runs from base 238 to 2058 and encodes 606 amino acids. Gene Ontology annotation, molecular function: protein binding. Gene Ontology annotation, cellular component: ubiquitin ligase complex. NCBI's taxonomy places the organism in Eukaryota, Metazoa, Arthropoda, Insecta, Lepidoptera, Pieridae. Gene Ontology annotation, biological process: ubiquitin-dependent protein catabolic process. The transcript has 11 exons. The record is from RefSeq and is a predicted model, not a curated record.